AUUGCGCAUAUUUUUCUCGAUAAAUUAUGGCAAGGACACACGAGGACGAUUUCGUGCGACUAACGAACCGUGUCCAGGCCCCUUAUAAGACAUCCGAAGUAAUGAGCUCCAUGAGCAGUGAAUCAGGAACAACGCAUCCAAUCUUGUCCGGUACGAUGGGACAUCUAGUCGUCGCCCUUAUCACCGUGUGCGCUCUUACAUUCUCCUCCGCCCUCGCCGAGGAGAUGUACACCACGAAAUUCGACAAUGUAGACGUGGACGCGAUAAUAAGCAACGACAGGCUGUUAAACGGAUACGUGGGUUGCCUGCUCGAUCGGAAUCCCUGCACCCCGGACGCGGCGGAGCUCAAAAAGAAUCUGCCGGACGCGUUGGAGCACGACUGCGCCGGAUGUAGCGAGGCGCAGAAGAACGCGGCCGACAAGAUCUCACAUCAUCUGAUCGACAACAAGCCGGACGAGUGGAAAUUAUUGGAGGACAAAUACGACUCUACCGGGGCGUACCGACGGCGUUACCUGGAGAACAAGUCCAGGGAAGGGGAUAGGGUCGAUUAAGAUCGUUCUCCACGCCCGUAAGGACCGUACAAAUGCCGACUCUAUAAUGCCGACCUCGGCUCUAUCCUCUGGACUUGAUUGCUCACCUUGUAAUCCUUGUCACACGCGGCGGUUUUACUUUACGUAACGAUUACUUGCGUAAUGGAAAACCCUGUCGCGCGUUCCAUCAUCAUCUUUCGAAACAUGGAAGUUUCCGUGUAUAUAUAUUGAGACGGGAUAUAUUUAAAACGAUAAACCACAAAACAAAAACGCUUGAGUUUUACGUUGCAUUUUCGCAUUAACGCGCAAUUCCCCCACUCUCUCUCGCUGUAGAUUUGAUUUAAACCUCUGUUUGAAAGCGUAUACGUGCUUGCAAUUUUAUUAAUGUUACUUUAUUUGAUUUAUUAAACUUUUAUUGACUUGUAAAGACAAAUCUCUCAUUAAACGUAAUGACUUAAUAUCCUUGAAUUAACAACGAGUCUCAUUUUACGAGUCUUUGCUUGCGUCAUAGAUGUGACAAAUAAUGUGUAAUAAGAAUUCCUUGGUCAGCAAUGUAUGCAUAAAAAAAUUCAUUAGAAUGUAUUUUUUAUUUCGAUAUCGACAAUUAUAAUGGCAAGGAUUCAUAUCAAUCGUUCAUGAAAAUGAUUUAGUUAAAAGUAAUUUGGCAAUGAGAAUAUCGCAAUAAUGUAUUAUAUGCACAGAAAGAGAAUGUACGAUGCACAGAAAGAGAGAGAGAGAGAGAGAGAGAGAGAGAGAAACAUACGGAAAUAAUAUUAAAUAAUUUGCUGCAAAUAAUUAUAAUCUACACGUAGAAUUGAGUAGGUGAGGCAAUUUAGAUACAAUUAUCCUUGCAUAACGACGAAGAAACGAUUACAUAUCUAACAUAUCUUACUUAUCUUAUUACAUAUCACAUAUUUUAUUAUCAAUAACAUAUCUUUACAAUGUUGGAAUAUCUACAACAAUAAAUUGAAAAAAAAGUAAAACAUUGUGGGCGAGCUAUAGCCUCUGUUUUUACGACAAUCUGAUCGACAAUUACUUUAACUCUAUAGCCGUGCUUUAUGUUUUUUUAAAUUCUAGAUAUGUUUCAGUGUUACAAAUAUUGUUUAAUCAUCUCUGUGGUUAUAUAAAAAGUAAACAUAUUAUCUUAUUAUUUUAAUAGCUAUUCGUUUUUUGUCAUCCAGUCGUUUAUGAUUAUAUCGAUUUCGCUAAGAAAAUUUACGCUGCUAUGUAACAUUGACAUUCUGUAACAUUGACUUAUAUAAUAUCGAAAUAAACACAUUUGCAUCCAGUAA
Messenger RNA from Wasmannia auropunctata (little fire ant), 1822 nucleotides. RefSeq names its product ejaculatory bulb-specific protein 3-like. The transcript has 2 exons. Lineage: Eukaryota; Metazoa; Arthropoda; Insecta; Hymenoptera; Formicidae. The coding region runs from base 27 to 551 and encodes 174 amino acids. The record is from RefSeq and is a predicted model, not a curated record.